AUGGCGUCCAUAGAGCAUUCCCUCCUGGAUCUGACAGAUAAAGAAACCCGGGAGAAGCUGUGUUUGUGGGACCGACGUACAGACGCCAUGGCUCCUCUGACAGAGACCCAGACAGAUUCUGUUUUAGAGCUGCGGACUGCUGCAGAGGAGCUGCCUGUUCCCUCUGAGUUGCCCAUUGAGGACUUGUGCAGUUUGUCAUCACGGUCAUUACAGUCCUUUAGUGCCACAGUGCCCGCUUCUACAGAGGACGUGUUGCUGAGGGGCUUUCAGAUGCUGGACAUGGAGAAUGACAGGAUAGAAACAGCACAGCAGUUUUUUGCCUGGUUCGCCAAGUUACAAGCCAGCAUGGACCAAGAUGAGAGCGCAAAAUACAGGAAAACAAGGGAUGAUCUUUACUGCUACCAGGAGCAGUGUGAUGCUAUUCUUAAAGACGUCAGUGCAGCAUUAGACCAGUUGGGAUCUCUUCAGAAACAGUAUCUGUUUGUGUCAAACAAGACCGGCACACUGCAUGAAGCUUGUGAACAACUUCUCAAAGAGCAGUCUGAGCUUGUUGACCUGGCUGAGAGCAUUCAACAGAAGCUGUCAUAUUUUAAUGAGUUAGAAAACAUUAACACGAAAUUGAACUCUCCAACACUGUCUGUAAAUAGUGAAGGCUUUAUACCAAUGUUGUCCAAACUUGAUGACUGCAUUGAAUAUGUUUCCUCCCAUCCUAAUUUUAAGGAUUACCCAAUUUAUAUGGCUAAGUUUAAACAAUGUCUUUCGAAAGCUAUGCAUUUUAUGAAGAUCCAUAUUGUAAACACUAUGCAGAAUCUUACGAGUCAGCUAACAAAAAGGGAUCCAAUGGGGUUGGCAAAUGCGGACAAUGCUUUUACACUUUAUUAUGUUAAGUUUCGAGCAGCUGCACCCAAAGUUAGAACAUUAAUUGAACAGAUUGAAAAGCGGGCAGAAAGGAUUCCAGAAUAUCAGAACCUGCUUGAUGAGAUUCACCAGUGUUACCUCGACCAGAGAGAUCAGCUGCUAAGCCCCAGUAUUACAUCCACCAUUACAGACCUGACCAACCAAAACACCAAAGAUCACUGCGCUCUGGUCCGGAGCGGAUGUGCGUUCAUGGUGCAUGUGUGUCAAGAUGAACACCAACUGUUCUACGAGUUUUUCUCCAAACCUACAUCCAAACUGGACGAAUUGUUGGAGAAGUUGUGUCUGUCUUUAUACGACGUCCUCCGGCCACUGAUUAUCCACAUCAUCCACUUGGAAACGCUGUCGGAGCUCUGCAGCAUCCUCAAGAACGAGAUGCUGGAAGAUCAUGUUCAGAACAAUGCGGCGCAGUUGGGAGCCUUUGAUGCUGUUGUGAAGCAGAUGCUGGAGGAUGUUCAGGAAAGGCUGGUGUAUAGAACGCAUAUUUACAUCCAGACGGACAUCACCGGAUACAACCCAGCCCCAGGGGAUCUGGCCUAUCCGGAGAAACUAGAAAUGAUGGAGAGAAUUGCUCAGAGCUUAAAGGAGGAACAGAUGAAGCACAUGUCACAGGAAGCGUCCUUUUCUGACGUGCAGCUGGAGGAAGGGGGCAGCAGAAGGAGCAGUAGUGCUGGGAGUGUGGAAGCAUCUCGCCCACAGACAUCCAUUUCUCCUGCUGAUCUGCACGGCAUGUGGUACCCCACUGUCAGAAGAACACUAGUUUGUCUGUCCAAGCUCUACAGGUGUAUGGAUCGCACUGUCUUCCAAGGUUUAUCUCAAGAAGCCUUAUCCGCCUGCAUCCAAUCUCUGCUCAAAGCUUCAGAAAUCAUCCUCAAAAACAAGACACAAAUAGACGGGCAACUUUUCCUGAUCAAGCACCUGCUGAUAAUGCGUGAACAGAUUGCCCCAUUUCACACCGAUUUUGCCAUCAAGGAAAUCUCACUGGACCUGAAGAAAACACGAGAUGCUGCCUUCAAAAUCCUCAACCCCAGGGCUGUUCCCAAACUCUUCCGCUUUAACAGUCACAAUGCCAUCCUGGAGUUCCUACUGGAGGGAACACCGGAGAUAAAGGAGCACUACAUCGACUCAAAGAAGGAUGUGGACCGGCACUUGAAGUUCAGCUGUGAGCAGUUCAUCCAGCAGCAGACUCAGAUCUUUGUGGGGAGCCUCGAGGAGUUUCUCACCAAGGUUGCUGCUCUUAAAACAACAGCGAUACAAGGUGGUCCCACGUAUAACCUGGCUCAGCAACCUUGGGCCCAGCCAGCAAAGAUCAACGAUGUAGUGAUGGCUACCUACCGGGUGAUGAAGAGCAAGCUGCCAAGCACUUUGCAGAGCAUGUCCUUGUACUUGGCCAAUAGAGACACCGAAUUCAUUCUUUUCAAGCCUGUCAGGAAUAACAUCCAGCAGGUAUUUCAGAGGCUGCACACCUUGCUUCAGGAGGAAUACAGAGGAGAAGACCUUCAAAUCAUCGCGUGUCCAUCGAUGGAGCAGAUUAACCUUCUGCUGUCUGCGAAUAAGUAA
Messenger RNA from Knipowitschia caucasica, 2475 nucleotides. NCBI's taxonomy places the organism in Eukaryota, Metazoa, Chordata, Actinopteri, Gobiiformes, Gobiidae. The record is from the annotation of a GenBank genome assembly.